This is a messenger RNA of Echinostoma caproni, 978 nucleotides long. The record is from the annotation of a GenBank genome assembly. NCBI's taxonomy places the organism in Eukaryota, Metazoa, Platyhelminthes, Trematoda, Plagiorchiida, Echinostomatidae.
UUCCAGUAUCUCAUGUACCUGAACACCCAAGCUGGGCGCUCUUACAACGAUUUGAUGCAAUACCCGAUUUUCCCCUGGGUUUUAUCCGAUUAUGACUCGGAUGAACUGGAUCUGUCCAGACCAGAAACGUUCCGUGAUCUUUCUAAACCGAUGGGGGCACAGACUGCACGUCGACUCAGUCAGUUCGAACGUCGCUUCAAAGAGUGGGAUGAUCCUUCCGGUGAAACACCUCCCUACCACUACGGUACGCACUACUCUUCGGCCAUGAUUGUGGCCUCGUAUCUGGUCCGAAUGGAGCCUUUCACACAGCAGUUCCUCCGUUUGCAGGGUGGGCAUUUUGAUCUGCCAGAUCGAAUGUUUCACAGUGUGAAGGAUGCAUGGCUCAGCGCCUCACAACAUAACAUGGCCGAUGUGCGUGAGCUCAUCCCGGAGUUUUUCUACCUCCCUGAUUUCCUGGUCAACUCAAACAGAUUCGAUCUGGGCAUCAAACAGAAUGGAGUGGAAGUGGACGAUGUGACUCUUCCUCCGUGGGCCAAAUCCGAUCCACGGGAAUUCAUUCGUGCGCAUCGUGAGGCUUUGGAAAGCGAGUACGUCUCAGCUCAUCUCCACGAGUGGAUAGAUCUAAUCUUUGGCUACAAGCAACAAGGUGAUAGUGCCGUGCAGGCCUGUAACGUAUUUCACCACCUGUUCUACGAGGGUAACGUUGACAUAUACUCAAUCGACGACCCCCUUCGACGCUCGGCUGUGAUUGGCUUCAUCAAUAAUUUCGGUCAAAUUCCCAAGCAGUUGUUCCGCAAACCCCAUCCAAGUCGCCGUGUGGCUAUUCCACGUGCUCCGGCACUCACUGCAGCGCUGUACAUGAAUGCAAAUGGACGGCGUAAUUCCGGUAGUCAACUUGCUGUGGAUCUAUUCUAUCGUAAUCUUGAUUGUCUUCGACCACACAUGCAGCCAAUCAAAGGUAAUUUUCUGUUUGCAUAG